Molecule: messenger RNA, 2083 nt
Organism: Manihot esculenta (cassava)
Lineage: Eukaryota; Viridiplantae; Streptophyta; Magnoliopsida; Malpighiales; Euphorbiaceae
Product: cytochrome P450 76A1
Exons: 2
Coding region: 247-1788 (513 amino acids)
Molecular function (GO): monooxygenase activity; heme binding; oxidoreductase activity, acting on paired donors, with incorporation or reduction of molecular oxygen
Source: RefSeq, a predicted model, not a curated record
AAUAUUUGAGCCAUUCUCUUAAUUACGCCUGCAGUUGAUGGAUUGUUGCUAAUUAGAUUUUUCGCUGCAUAAUCAGGCGCGUCUCCGGCAGUUUGUCUGCAUCAAAUGAAACAAUUUCUUGCUCCAUAGGCUACAUCCAGGGUAGGAUCUUUCUCCAGCUGAGGCUUUUUGUGCCCAAAACCUUCAUAAUAAAUCUGCACAUUACUACACCAAAACCCAGAAGAAGUACCCUAUUCUUGUAUACUUAUGGAGUUUCCUUUAAAUUUUCUUAUUUCCCUCUUCCUCCUUUCACUAUCAACUCUGUUCUUCCUCCUCUGCCGCCGUAGAGAGUCCGCCAUAACCGGCAGGUUCCCUCCAGGACCACCGAGAUGGCCAAUUCUUGGCAACCUGUUUGAUCUUGGUGCCAUGCCACACCGGACCUUAACAGACUUGAAACAAAAAUAUGGUGACGUUAUAGGUCUAAAGCUAGGUGCUAUAAACACCACGGUCGUCCUUUCGGCUAAGGCUGCUUCUGAGUUCUUCAAGAACCACGAUCUCUCAUUCGCUGAACGUACCAAAUACGAGACCAUGCGUGUCCAUGGCUACGACCAAGGCUCCUUGGCUCUUGCCCCUUAUGGUUCUUACUGGCGUGUCCUGAGGCGUCUAGUCACAGUAGAUAUGCUGGUAAACAAACGCAUCAAUGAAACAGCCUUCAUACGAGAGAAAUGCGUGAAUGAUAUGGUGCAAUGGAUUGAAGAAGAAUCCCAGAAAAUUGAGAACAAGACUCGUGGGAUUCAUGUAUCAAGAUUUGUGUUCUUAAUGGCUGUUAAUUUGCUGGGAAAUCUGAUGCUUUCGCGUGAUUUGGUGGAUCCAGGAUCAGAGGAAGGGUCAGAAUUUUUCACAGCAGUAAUGGGAGCAAUGGAGACUUCAGGGUAUGCAAAUGUCGCAGAUUAUUUUCCAUGGUUGAAGUGGCUAGAUCCUCAAGGGUUGAAGAGAAAGAUGGAGAGGGAUCUUGGAAAAGCUAUGGAUUUUGCUUCUAAGUUUGUGAAGGAAAGAGUUGAAGUGAAGAAGAAGAUGGUGGGAGACAAGAGGAAGGACUUUCUUGAUGUGUUGCUUGAGUUUGAAGGUAAUGGGAAGGACGAACCUGAUAAAAUUUCCGACCGAGAUAUCAACAUUUUCAUACUAGAAAUCUUUAUGGCAGGGACAGAAACCACCAGCAGCACCAUUGAAUAUGCAAUGACUGAGCUCCUACGCAACCCAGAGUCAAUGACCAAGGCCAGAGCUGAACUUGCUACUGUAAUUGGAGCAAACAGAAGAGUUGAAGAGAGAGACAUAGACAAUCUUCCAUUCUUGCAGGCUGUAAUAAAGGAAACGCUUAGAUUACACCCUCCAAUACCAUUUCUAGUUCCUCGAAGAGCAAUACAAGACACUAAGUUCAUGGGAUAUCAGAUUCCUCAAAACACACAAGUUCUCGUGAAUGCAUGGGCUAUUGGAAGAGACCCAGAUGUGUGGGAUGAUCCUUCGUGCUUUAACCCUGAAAGAUUCAUUGGGUCAAAAGUUGAUUAUAGAGGGCAACAUUACGAGUUGAUACCAUUUGGGGCUGGAAGAAGAAUUUGUGCUGGAGUGUCACUAGGACAUCGAAUGCUUCACCUUGUUUUGGGGUCUAUACUUCACCAAUUUGAUUGGGAACUUGGAAGCAACGUCAAUCCAAACGAUGUGGACAUGAGAGAUCGGCUGGGCAUUACAAUGCGCAAGUUGGAGCCAUUGCGAGCGAUUCCUACAAAGCGUAAUAUGCUGGACUGUCUAUAGAAAAUGAUAGAAAAUUCUCUCUUCAAUAACAAAUUAAGGAGAAAAUCAUUCUGUUAUCCCAAUAAGAAAAAUUAUAAGCAUCUCGAGUCAUUUGGUGACAAGAUAAAUACAGUUCAAUAAUUUUCUUAAGGAAUAGAGAAGGGAGUCCAAUUUGAGACUUCCAAGUCUACCCAUGUAUAGUUAUUAUCAGAGGAUAUACUUAUCCUAUAUAUAUAUAUUUUAUAAUAUAAUAUUUUAAUUAUAAUUUAAAUUCUAUUUGUAAAUUUAUGUAUUUUCUAAAAAGUAUAAAUUACUG